GCACCGGGGCCUCCGCCAUGGCGACAGUGCUGUCCAGGGCGCUCAAGCUCCCGGGGAAGAAGAGCCCAGACCUAGGGGAGUAUGAUCCCCUCACACAGGCCGACAGUGACGAGAGUGAAGACGAUCUGGUACUUGACCUGCAACAGAAGAAUGGAGGGGUCAAAAACGGGACGAGUCCUCUGGGGGAAGCACCAGAGCCUGACUCCGAUGCUGAAGUUGCAGGGCCUGCAAAGCCACAUCUGUCAGAGGUCACCACAGAGAGGUACCCCGUGGAGCCCCUCGGAGGCCUGGAGCAGAAGGCAGCCUCUUCCAUUGUGUCUUAUGUGCGCACAUCUGUGUUUCUGCUGACUUUGGUGGUCUCCAUGGUCCUGGUGCUCGUGUGUGCUUUCCUGAUCCCCUGUCCCCCCAGAGAUCUGCACAGCACUUGGAGCCGCCACUUGGGCCCCCAAGGAGGUGGGGACCUGUCUCCAUUGGAGUUGGCGGAUGUGAAUGGAGAUGGUCUGCGUGAUGUGCUUCUGUCCUUUGUAACGUCAAGGAACGGGAGUGCAGUCGGUGUCUCAGGGCCACCUGCUGUUCUCAUGUGCCUUUCGGGGAUGAAUGGCAGCACACUCUGGUCGAGUCCUCUCCCGGAGGAGGCUCGAGAUAUCACAUGCUUGGAUCUGAUGCCAGGAAGCAUGCCCGGGACCGUCUGCCUUGUGACAGGGACCCACAAGAUGCUCAGCGCUUUCAAUGCGACAUCAGGGAAAGCUAUUUGGACUUUAAACUCAAACUACCUAUCCAACGGUACCCUGGCUGCCCCAGGGGUGGUGCUGCCGGAUGUGGAUGAAGAUGGCGUUAGAGAUCUUGUGGUUCUGGCUGUUGGGGAGCCGCAGCCAGAUCUGUGCUUUCUGCUGGUGUCUGGCCGGACAGGGCGUCCAGUGGGCCGACCUGUGAAGUACAACGUCGUGGGAGUGGGGAAUCUGAUUGGUCCUCAGGUUUACGUCACCGCGAAUGGGGCAGUCUACAUCCUGUUUGGCUUCGGAAAUAUCCAGGCUGUUGCCCUGCGGGACCUUUUUGUUCAAGCCCAAAAUCGAGACAGCUCACCACCUUCUCUGCAGAUCGAAGAGCCAGAAUGGGAGAAGCGAAGAUCCAUCAACCUUUCAGAACUCAUUGACAUUUACAGUGAUGGUGUUGAGCUGCUCCAGAUGGUGAAGGCUCCAGACUCCAACUGUAGCAACCUCCUGAUUACGACCAGCCAGGUCCUGGUCCUGCUUCGGGGGCAGAAUCUUACUCCAUACUGGACUCUGAGACUUCCAGGCCUGCACAGCCAGCCUACUCCUGGGUAUUUCACUGAUGAUCAGACAUUAGACUUCCUUCUGCAGAUACAGGAUGGAGUUGGGAUGAAAAAGAUGAUGGUGGUGGACGGGAACUCUGGCUCUGUGGUUUGGAGUUACAGUGCUCCGUGUCACAUGGAAAGAUCACCGACCACCUCAGCAGUCACUUCAGACCAGAAGUCUGUCUUCCUCUUUUGGGCUGAAGGGUUGUCAGCGACACCUCCCAAUUCCGAUGUCAUCCUAGGAACCGAGCCACCCGGCCUUCAUCACCUUUACCUCCUGCACCCGGCGUUCCCCUCGAUUCUCCUGGAUCUGGCCAAUGCCACAGGCACAGUGACGGCCUCAGAGGUUGGAAUUAACGACCUCUGGAAAGACGCCUUUUAUGUUACCAGGACAACGGGGCCAAGCUCCAGAGGCCAUCCAGCACCCCUGGUGGUCAGCAAGCUGAGUCUGCGGUGGGCACUGAUGGAAGGCCAGAUGGUCCAGCUAAAGGAGACCACCCCCAAAAUUGGCCGUGGGGAGCUGCGACGAUUCCUCUCUAGGAUAAAGUUUGUUGAUUCUCCCUUGCAGAUCUAGUCUGACGGAACCUUUAAUUUAAGAAGUGAACAGAAUGGAUACUGUCUCUCUCCUGCGAGUAUAAAAUCGGUUCUUUGGAGAGAAGGAAGGCAUCUCCAGCCUCGUCAGCCCCUGCGUGGUUGUUGCAGAGCCAACUCUGGAAGGCAUGCUGGUCCUCUGGCAACGGCCGAGCUGUGUAGUUGGGGUAUUUUACCUGCUUUUUCAAUCUGUGCAGUAACCCCUCCUCUAAGCACCCUGUGUGGAUAAUUUGGAAAUGUGAAUCUAAUAAGUGUUUUAUUUUUUGUAUGUCUAAUUUAUAAACUCUUGCUGGGAAAUCCCAGUGAAGUUCCUCACUAGAACAUUUUUGUUUUGCAUCAUACUGUGUGUGUGUAUUUUUCAGCGCUGUGAUGAAAUGUUUUCUAGAUAUGUCCCAAGCACCAGGGACACAGUUUCUUGUUCUUCUGAAAUACAUCUGGUUUGUGUGGUCACCUUGAGGUUUCCAGAAGGCCUACCUCUGAUUUUUAGGGCCACUCGUCAUUUCUGUCCUCUGAUUUUUAGGGCCACUCGUCAUUUCUGUCCUCUGAUUU
Molossus molossus (Pallas's mastiff bat) is the source of this 2455-nucleotide messenger RNA. It is a transcript of the gene FAM234B, whose product is annotated as family with sequence similarity 234 member B. NCBI's taxonomy places the organism in Eukaryota, Metazoa, Chordata, Mammalia, Chiroptera, Molossidae. The record is from RefSeq and is a predicted model, not a curated record. The transcript has 13 exons. Gene Ontology annotation, molecular function: protein binding. The coding region runs from base 18 to 1889 and encodes 623 amino acids.